UAGACUAUUAAUCAACAGAUUAGGCUGGUUAAUGUAGACUAAGCGUGUUAUAGAUGCCAUUUAUAUGCUGCGCGUUGCUAAUCGAGAAUGCUGAACGUCCAGUUACUGCUGUCCACAUUCUCGCCGGGCACAGACAGCAGCAUCACUAUUUUUAGCUCCGUAGUUGAACAUGCCUCUUUGUAACUGCUCUGAUACGGCGUUAAGAAAUGCAAAUGAGCUAUCUUUACUAUUCAAACAAAAUAUUGUGAACCAAAGUCACGGCAAAUACCGCGUUACAUAAACCGGUGUGCUCCUAGAACCCAUUUGUCCUUACUUGGUAUUUUAAUUCGGAAAGUCCACCUUAAAAACGUGUGUGACCGUUUUAUUUUGGUGGGACUCGGUUCACAAUGUAAAUGUUUAGCAAAAUAAAAGUCUUUGCACAAUAACAGCAAAAUAAAAACAACAAUGCACACAAAGUGCAUGGCUUGUUUUGAUUGAGACACUGCCAGACGUCAAAACAAUCCAUUAUUAUUAUUAUUACUAUUAUUAUUAAAGAAAAAACAAACAUGUAGACAAUACUGUAGUUGAAAAUGUUUACCUGAUUAUUCAUAACAGUAUUGUUUGCUUCUUAAGGUUGUAGUUCACAGUGUCACCCUGAAUAUGUGAUGCUCGUUAUAGAUAAUUAAAAAAAAAAAAAAAAACUGUCCAAUAUUUUUUUUCUUCCCCUCAAAAUAUGAACGAUGAACUACUCACAUGACAUGUUGCUUUUUUAAUUAUUAUUAUUCUCAAAUUCAGUGACAUAACUUAGCAUGAUACAGUAUUAACUUGAUGCUGAUUGAUCCUUUUAGACUUUAGCUCUGAAGAGUUCAGCUAAUCCUGGAUUAGUGUGUACAGAAACCUUGCUGCAGUUGAAGCCAGAACAUUAAAAGGGGCAACCCUGUAGUGAAUGCAUGGUUCUAGUGCAUUGUUUUAAAAGUUAAUAAUAUUAACAUAAAAGGAUCAGCAGUUAUGAUUCAGUUAGCUCUGGAUUUUAUGCUUUUUGCUUCAUGUUAUUUUUCUCCUGCCUUUGGGACUUUGACAUUUCCAUGGCUAAGUCGCGGACCGACCCAAAUGGGGAACCUUACCUCCACUAAUGGGGCUUUGUCCAGUACUGCAUGUGUUCAGUUUGUGCAGGAGGUUGUGGCACAAAACUGCGUUGUCAUAUUUUCCAAGACCAGCUGUCCAUAUUGUAAAAUGGCCAAAAAUGUCUUUAAUGAAAUCGGUGCUGCAUACAAAGUGAUCGAGCUGGAUCAGCACAAUGAUGGAAGGAGACUGCAAGAAGCAUUAGCUCAGAUGACCGGUGCCAGAACUGUGCCAAGAGUGUUCAUCAAUGGGAACUGCAUCGGUGGAGGAUCUGACACCAAGCAACUCCACCAGCAGGGGAAGCUGCUGCCUCUCAUUGAACAGUGCGCUCCCUGCUGUGCUGCAGCGGCCUCUGAAGGCUCAGGCAGCGGACAGUUUGAGUCUGCCAAAUGACUAACCGUUCUAGUAGUUUUAGUAUCCUUUAUAUAUUUAUUGUCUACUUGAUCUUAUGUUAAAUAUCAUAUGCUGCUUGUUCAAAACAGUAUGAUUUGUAUAAUUUCCUUUUUUUUAUUUUAAUUUUUGCAAAAUUGGACUUUCAUAUUGUUUUGCUAUCAAUAUUAUUUGAAUUUUCACAAAAACAGACGCACUAGAUUUAUUCUUUUCCAUGUUGUUCUAAAAUAAAAGAACACUAUUUGUAAUUAUAAUGUGAAUAUUGCAAAUGUAUAUAUUUUUUAUUUGUAGAAAUGUCCCCUACCUUUCAAAAUAAAACUACAUGAAUAUGUUAAA
This is a messenger RNA of Oryzias melastigma (Indian medaka), 1827 nucleotides long. RefSeq names its product glutaredoxin 2 (gene glrx2). Lineage: Eukaryota; Metazoa; Chordata; Actinopteri; Beloniformes; Adrianichthyidae. The coding region runs from base 988 to 1494 and encodes 168 amino acids. The transcript has 4 exons. The record is from RefSeq and is a predicted model, not a curated record.